This is a messenger RNA of Saccharomyces kudriavzevii IFO 1802, 2430 nucleotides long. RefSeq names its product NEDD4 family E3 ubiquitin-protein ligase (gene RSP5). Gene Ontology annotation, biological process: ubiquitin-dependent protein catabolic process. NCBI's taxonomy places the organism in Eukaryota, Fungi, Ascomycota, Saccharomycetes, Saccharomycetales, Saccharomycetaceae. The record is from RefSeq and is a predicted model, not a curated record. Gene Ontology annotation, molecular function: protein binding; ubiquitin protein ligase activity. The transcript has a single exon. The coding region runs from base 1 to 2430 and encodes 809 amino acids.
AUGCCUUCGUCAAUAUCUGUCAAGUUGGUGGCCGCAGAGUCAUUGUACAAGAGGGAUGUGUUUCGUUCUCCGGAUCCAUUUGCCGUUUUGACCAUUGAUGGUUACCAAACUAAAUCCACUUCUGCAGCGAAGAAAACGCUAAAUCCCUACUGGAAUGAAACCUUUAAAUUUGAUGACAUCAAUGAAAACUCAAUUUUGACCAUUCAAGUGUUUGACCAGAAGAAAUUCAAAAAAAAGGAUCAAGGUUUUCUUGGUGUCGUUAAUGUUCGUGUAGGUGACGUUUUAGGUCAUUUGGACGAAGAUACCGCUACAUCGAGUGGUAGAUCUCGUGAAGAGACCAUUACCCGUGAUUUAAAAAAAUCUAACGACGGAAUGGCUGUCAGCGGUAGAUUGAUUGUUGUUCUAUCGAAACAACCUUCAUCAACCACACAUUCACAAACUGUUUCUGGCCAUGCAGCAUCUUCUGGUACAGGCGCAAGCGCCACAACCCGAGCCAAUGGUCAUACCUCGACCUCUAGCCGUAACCAUUCGUCUUCUCACGCCUCAAGAGGUACCGCACAAGCGGUAGAAUCAACUUUACAAAGUGGUACCACAGUUGCCGCUAAUACGGCAGCUACAAAUCACCGUCCUACCAAUUCCACUUCUAGUGGUACAAGACAAUACUCUUCGUUUGAAGACCAAUAUGGUCGUUUACCACCUGGCUGGGAAAGAAGGACUGAUAAUUUUGGCCGCACGUACUACGUCGAUCAUAACACCAGAACUACCACCUGGAAACGGCCAACACUCGAUCAAACAGAAGCUGAACGUGGAAAUCAAAUGAAUGCGAACACCGAAUUGGAAAGAAGGCAGCAUAGAGGACGAACUUUACCUGGCGGAUCCUCAGACAAUUCUUCCGUAACGGUUCAAGUUGGAGGCAGUACAAAUAUCCCCCCUGUUAACGGUGCAGCAGCUGCAGCGUUUGCUGCUACAGGUGGCACCACAUCAGGUUUAGGUGAACUACCUUCAGGUUGGGAACAGCGAUUUACUCCAGAAGGUAGAGCUUAUUUCGUCGAUCAUAAUACCAGGACAACCACUUGGGUGGAUCCAAGAAGACAACAGUAUAUACGUACUUAUGGUCCUACAAACACUACCAUUCAACAGCAACCCGUGUCCCAAUUAGGUCCUUUACCUUCUGGAUGGGAAAUGAGAUUGACGAAUACCGCCCGUGUAUAUUUUGUUGACCAUAAUACAAAAACGACGACAUGGGAUGACCCAAGACUACCAUCAUCGUUAGAUCAAAAUGUCCCUCAAUAUAAGCGUGAUUUCAGGCGUAAGGUCAUCUAUUUCAGAUCUCAACCGGCUCUUAGAAUAUUACCGGGACAAUGUCAUAUCAAAGUGCGUAGAAAGAACAUUUUCGAAGAUGCCUAUCAAGAAAUCAUGAGGCAAACUCCAGAAGAUCUAAAGAAAAGAUUGAUGAUUAAAUUUGAUGGUGAAGAAGGUUUAGAUUAUGGUGGUGUCUCCAGAGAAUUUUUCUUUUUAUUAUCUCACGAGAUGUUUAACCCAUUUUACUGUCUAUUCGAAUAUUCUGCUUAUGACAACUAUACCAUUCAAAUAAACCCCAACAGUGGUAUUAAUCCAGAACAUUUGAACUAUUUUAAGUUCAUUGGUAGAGUUGUUGGCCUUGGUGUUUUCCAUAGAAGAUUUUUGGAUGCAUUCUUUGUCGGUGCACUCUACAAGAUGAUGCUACGUAAAAAAGUCGUGUUGCAAGAUAUGGAGGGUGUUGACGCUGAAGUGUAUAACUCAUUAAACUGGAUGCUUGAGAAUAGUAUAGAUGGCGUUUUAGAUCUAACGUUUAGUGCCGACGAUGAAAGAUUCGGUGAAGUCGUAACAGUGGAUUUGAAGCCGGAUGGGAGAAAUAUUGAAGUUACUGAUGGCAAUAAGAAAGAAUAUGUCGAAUUAUAUACACAAUGGAGGAUUGUUGAUAGAGUACAGGAACAGUUCAAGGCAUUCAUGGAUGGUUUCAACGAACUAAUCCCUGAAGACUUGGUGACGGUGUUUGAUGAACGUGAACUAGAAUUGUUGAUUGGUGGCAUUGCAGAGAUUGAUAUUGAAGAUUGGAAGAAACAUACUGAUUACCGUGGCUACCAAGAGUCAGAUGAAGUGAUUCAAUGGUUUUGGAAAUGCGUCAGUGAAUGGGAUAAUGAACAAAGAGCCCGUUUACUACAAUUCACCACAGGUACUUCUCGUAUACCUGUUAAUGGGUUCAAAGAUUUGCAAGGUUCCGAUGGUCCAAGAAGAUUUACUAUUGAAAAAGCUGGUGAAGUACAGCAAUUACCAAAAUCUCAUACAUGUUUCAACAGAGUUGAUCUACCACAAUAUGUUGAUUAUGACAGCAUGAAACAGAAGUUAACAUUGGCCGUGGAAGAAACUAUAGGUUUUGGCCAGGAGUGA